Molecule: messenger RNA, 3115 nt
Organism: Toxorhynchites rutilus septentrionalis
Lineage: Eukaryota; Metazoa; Arthropoda; Insecta; Diptera; Culicidae
Gene: cutlet
Product: chromosome transmission fidelity protein 18 homolog
Exons: 10
Coding region: 160-3090 (976 amino acids)
Molecular function (GO): ATP binding; ATP hydrolysis activity
Source: RefSeq, a predicted model, not a curated record
CGUAUCCAUGUUUACGUUGAGCGAUGUAUUUCAUUCGUUCGUGGUUUUUCAAACGUUCGUAGUAAAAGUGGUUUUGUGCGGCAACAAUUCAUAACGAACAGUGAAUUGAAUAGUUUUACUUGUAAAUUAAGUUCUAGACGGAUAAAUCAUUAAACAAAAAUGGAUCAGUAUCCGACAGAGGAGGAGGAAUAUGAGCUGAUGUACGGCGAUGAACUGGAGGCGAUGGAAGAUAUGGAUAUUGAGAUGACAUUGGCCGUACCUGGUUCCUCAAAGACAACCACGAAAUCAUCCGAGCCGCCGCGAGCAUCAACCUCUAUGUCUCACCACACCAAUCAUCCGCUUGAUAGUCCUCACUUUUCGCAAAUUGACGGAGAGAGUCCACUGCGAAGUCCUGCACUUUCCCUGAUACCUCGACACAGUUCCACCAUCCAGAAGCGACUUUUCGGGACUCCCGGUCCCGGGAGGAAUGACGAGAAUCUGAGACGCACCUCAUCUACCCCAUUUCCGGGGCCGUCGUCGUCGUCUGCUGGAGCUGAUCCACUGGCGGAGAUUCAAAAUUUGGGUCUCAAGGCGCAAAAGCGACGGCUAGAUGCGUUAUUUGGUGAUAUUCAGGACAUAGAGGACGAUGUGAGCGAAAUCGAUUGCUACCGGCAGACGAAGAAAGCGAAAACUGAGGAUGAAUUGGACAGGGAACUGAUCGAAAGAAUCCUCGAUGCGAGGAAGCGUUUCCAGGCUGUGAUUCAUCCUACCAAGUCCAAUGAUCUAGCUCGGGCUGAAGCGUUGCAUCGGUUUAAAAUGCAAAAUCUGUCCUAUUCACUACCGAAAUGGCCAUUUGUCACAGUUGUGCGAAACGACAUGGAGAGGGUAUACGUGCGAUUCCACUCGGAGGAAUUCGAAACGAGUGCGAUCAGCGAAAUCAACUGUUUCAAGGAUGGCUACAAUGGAUUACUGGGUGAUGCUAAGGAGAAAAUAUGGAGGGAAGCCAACGAGAUUGUAAACAAACGCAUCGACACAUCGAAGCGCGCAAUCGAACCGGAUCCUGAGGCACCGGUAGUUGUGGCCGGUGGAGAAGGAAGUGACUUGUGGGUCGAAAAAUAUCGUCCCCAUCGUUACAUUGAUUUGCUUUCCGAUGAAACCACAAACCGUAGUCUGCUCCAGUGGCUUACACUCUGGGACAAGAUAGUUUUUGGACGUGAGCCGAAGCAGAAGAAGGAUACGAAGCAGCUGAGCAGCUUCAAUAAGAAAACCGGACGCUUCGAAACGAAUGGUGGUUGGAAGCGAAAAGGACGAGGACCGACAUUGAACACGGAUUUGGAUGAAAAUGGCUGUCCGGUACAAAAAAUAGCCCUUCUUUGUGGGCCGCCUGGGUUGGGUAAAACUACAUUGGCGCACACCAUUGCCCGACACGCUGGCUAUGUGGUUCGCGAGGUUAAUGCUUCCGAUGACAGAAGUCCGGAAGCGUUCCGUAUUGCGCUUGAAAGUGGUACUCAGAUGAGAUCCGUACUGAAUGCGGAUGGGCGGCCGAAUUGUAUCGUGCUGGACGAAAUCGAUGGUGCUCCUGCACCAACAGUAGAUUUUUUGCUUCGCUUUAUCUCUGGGAAUGUAGCACAGAAAGGGUCAUCAAAAGGGAAAGGCGGAAAAGACAAUAAAUUCAUCCUGAGGCGACCCAUCAUUUGCAUUUGCAAUGAUAUGUAUGUUCCAGCUCUGAGGCAGCUGAGACAGGUUGCCUUCGUUGUUAAUUUCCCACCCACAGAAUCGUCGAGAUUGGCUGAAAGGUUACUCUUGAUUUCGAAACAGGAGAAGGUCCACACAGAUUUGACAUCAAUGCUGGCAUUGGCCGAAAAAUCUGGAAAUGAUGUGAGGUCCUGCCUCUCGAUGCUACAAUUCCACAGUUCGACAAAGAAACGUUUGCAACUUACCGACGUAUUGAAGUGUAAUGUGGGACAAAAAGAUCGACACCGGGGAUUGUUCGAAAUAUGGUCUGCGAUUUUUCAGAUCCAACGUCCACGGAAAACAUUGACAGCGGACGACAAUACUGGCGGCGAUGUUAUGGUAACACUCACGGACAUGUCUCCGGCUACCCGAAUGCUAAACAUACUGGACAUAAUCCAUACGGCCGGAGACCACGAACGCCUGAUGCAGGGAGUGUUUGAGAAUUAUCUGCACCAGAAAAUGCCCGAUCCCAACAUGACCGGUGCGGCGGAAGCUGGCGAAUGGUUUUGCUUCAACGAUCGCGUCCAACAAAUGAUCCAUCAUCAACAAAACUAUUCCAUCUAUCCGUACCUGGCGUUCGGAUUCAUCUCAUGGCAUUUCCUGUUUGCUGGACUAGCGUGGCCGAAAAUAAAUUUUGGUAACCAGGGAUUCAAGAACUCUCAAAAGUUGGCAACAUGUAAGCUGAUACUUACCGGCUUGCGGAAGGGACUCUCGGCGCAGCUGAAAGGAAUUGGCGAAGGCCCAACAGUGCUUCUGGAUACGGUUCCGCUGCUGAAGCACGUGAUUAGUCCUUCGUUGCGAUCGGUCUCGCUGCAGCUGCUGACAUCCAAGGAGAAAUCGGAUCUUACCCAUACCGUUGAAGUGAUGGCGGAUUUUGGAUUGAAUUAUAUUCAGUUGAAGUCCGCUGAGGGAACCUACCAAUAUCAGCUUGAUCCAGAUAUUGAACAACUAGGUCACUUUCAGGAUGUAUCAACGCAAAGCCUCAGCUAUUUCGGAAAACAGAUUGUUGCGAGAGAAGUGGAGCUUGAGCGGAUGAGGCGAGCUCAGCCGAAAGCGUCCACCACUACGAGCAUGAACGGAAAUGCCAAGACCGCCGGGAAUAAGCGAGAUGCUAGUGGAUCCAGUAGGCAGAAGGAAGCAGCGAAAACACCGGGAUUGCCGAAUCAUUUGCAAACCUUGAAACCGAAACAAGUCGCUCAAAAAAUUAAACAAGUGGUAUGCAAGGAUUUCUUUGGACGCAUUACAACGAAGGAAACCACAUUGUCAGUUCAGGAAGGCGGAACGGACACGAUUGUUAAAAGCCCUAUCUGGUAUCGAUACAAAGAGGGAUUCAACAAUGCAGUGCGGAAGGAUGUUACUUUACACGAUUUGAUGUAGAUGGGAUGUCGAUACGGUGAAUAAA